Molecule: messenger RNA, 1608 nt
Organism: Somion occarium
Lineage: Eukaryota; Fungi; Basidiomycota; Agaricomycetes; Polyporales; Cerrenaceae
Source: the annotation of a GenBank genome assembly
AGGACAUUAACAUUUCACAUCAGCGUCUGUACCUAAGUUCGGUGGCUAUAAGUAGGCGACGGGAACUUUAACAUGCUAUAAUGGAACAUCGUGCAUCAGCUGCCACUGCCUGCCAGCGCUGGAUAUUCGUGUUCCGUAGUGAGCUUUCCCACUUACUCCCUACGCCCCACCUCGUUUACGAAGUGCUUCUGUCGUCGGAGGCGUAGGAUCCACUUGUUACAAGGUUAUAUAGUUAGACUGGUUGGACUCUUUCGUAACAUGGCUUAUCGCAUGGAACAGAUCAAAUCGCUGUACUUCAGCUUUCAAAAUGCGGUCUCUAUCGGUCUCAUACUUCUGAUUGAGGGCCCACGAACUGAGAAAGCAAAGCUCGACGUUUGUGACCGGAAGGUCAUUCAGUCCAUCGAGGCGUAUAUCAGGGGAGUUCCUUCGUCGAAAGGUAUCUCCGAAGACCUGGAGAUCCUUUCGCUGAUAGUGAAACAUAUUAAGACCAAGGAAUCGGCUCUCGACCUCACCGAGGAGCAAGCAGCAAGAGCUCUUCAAUUCACGCAGAAGCUCCUAGACGACGACGCCUUAUGGGCUCGAUUUUCCAGAGCCAAGCAUCUUGAUACAAAGAGAACAAGGCUCUGUUCCUUGGGCCUUUACCUGUCACGCAGAUGCAGGGAUCCGCCCAGUUCUCUCUUUUCAGUCACCACAGUCAGAGGGCACCUUCCUCAACGCGCUGGCGUAGGAUCCGAUGUGUUCGUAGGUACGAUACGUGGUCAAAAAGUCGCUGUCAAACGUUUGCGCUAUUUCCUCAAUCUGCCCGAUGUGAGAAGACCAAAAGCCCAACGUGCUUUCUUCCGUGAAGCUUUAGUCUGGACACAAUUGCGACAUCCGAAUGUUCUGCGUCUUCAAAGUCUCGACGUAACUACAUAUCCAAAUAUGCCUUCCAUGAUAUUUCCGUGGCUCGAGAAAGGUAACAUUGUUGAGACUCGGAACCGAAUGGGCAGUAUGCCCGAUACGGCACAAUUGGACGAAUGGCUACUACAGGUCGCAAGUGGAAUGUCAUAUUUACAUGACAAGAAAAUCGUACAUGGGGACCUGCGUGGUGCCAAUAUCCUAAUAUCUGACGACAUGAGGGCUCAAGUCACUGACUUCGGAUUGAUCACGUUCGCGAGGGAUCACUGUCGGGACUUCUACUCUUGGAGUGAUGCCUAUGAGCGUUGGAAUUCUCCGGAGCUCAUUGACCCGCCAUCAAGCAGCGUUUCGAAGACUGGACGAACAGUUGCCAGCGAUGUUUUUGCGUUCGCCUUUGUUUGCACAGAGGUGUACUCAGGACAGCAACCCUUUGGCGAGUGCAACCUGCUUCAAGUCCACAGGAAGGUACUAAGCGGUGAGAGACCGGAAAUGCCUACUUCGCCUGUGAUGUCCAGCAACUUGUGCUCUAUGGUCGAGAUGUGUUGGAGCCAAGCUGCGGGUGAUAGACCGACCAUGACUGAUGUAGUUGCGAGGAUGAAGAAGUUUGCGGCAGCGUGAUCUAGAUACUCGACUGUCUUCCAUGUACUUCUUAGCACUACAAUAUAUACGCCGUUAUUUACAACUAAUUGUCAUUCAAUUUCAAUACUUGUU